AUGUUUGGUGCUGCUUCAGGAGGCACGGGCUUGUUUGGAAACAACAAUCAAGCAAAACCAGCAUUUGGGGCUCCAGCUGCCCAGCCAGCCUCAUUUUCAUUUGGUUCUUCUGCUUCGAACACUACUAAUGCAUUCGGUGCCAACAGCGCCAACAAUACCAACAAUGCUGCUGGAGCCUCUGCACUGCCAUUUUCUCUCGGCAGUUCAACAGCACCUAAGCCUGCUGGCACCACUGGAGGUUUGUUUGGGUCAUCCACCACCAACAAUACUUUUGGAUCAAACAACAACACUACAAACACAGCACCAGCGUUUGGCAACACAGCUACAGGCACCGGAACUCUAGGAAACACCAACACCUUUGGUGCUACACAAAACAAUACUGCCGGUGGCCUUUUCGGCAAGCCAGCCACAUCUGCGCCUGCUUUUGGUGCUCCGAACUCUUCACAACCUACACUGGGAGGUCUCUUCGGCAACAAACCAGCUGGACAGACCGGCGGUCUUUUUGGCAGCUCUAAUCAAUCCACACAAGCUCCUGGCACUGGUCUAUUAGGCAAUACUUCCACUAACACUCAAUCUACCGGAACUGGACUUUUUGGAGCUACCAAUACCGCAGGAAACACGCAAACGAACCAGACAGGCACUGGGCUCUUUGGACAAGGCGCACAAUCAAAUACAGGUGGUAUUUUCGGAAGCUCAGCACCAAACCCCCAGACCCAGGGCCAACAGCAAUCUGGUGCCACAGGUGGUCUAUUCGGAGGAUCAUCCAACAACCCACAACCAUCUUUCGGCUGGAGUAAUAAUCAAGGCAAUACAAAUGGACAGACAUCCACUCUUUCGACUAACCUCCAACUUAACUUGUCUGCUCCAGCUCAAGCACAAAAAAGCGUAUCAAAUUACACCCCCUCUAUCAAUGACCAAAUCAUCAAAUUGAGGGAGCAAUGGGAUCCAAACUCCACUAAGUGUGCCUUCAAAACAUAUAUCUACAACAAGUUUAGUGAACAGGAGAUAGCUCAGCUCUUGCAACAACCGCGUCCAGCCAACGAGAGUCCUGAAGAUUGGGAGAAUGCUAUGGCCAACCGACCAACUGCUCUUCAUUACCCAGUCAAGGUUUCAUCAUUUUCCGAAGUUGCUCAACGUAUUGAAGUUCAAUUGGAUCAUGUUGCUAAAUCCAGAAUUCUUCUCAACAACAUAUACGAACAACUGAAUCAACUCAGCUCCAAGCAUGACCUUGACAACACAACAAGAAUUCUCAAGGCUAAAGUAAGACAUGCAAAAUUGUCCAGGAGGCUUCUCAGAUUGGCCACUGUUUUGGCUGUUUUGAAGUUGAAAGGGUAUCCGAUGCUUCCGGAAGAAGAGGAAAUGUCAAAGCAAUUCCAAGCACUUAGCUCACGUCUCAAUGAUCCAAAUGGUCCACUGGGUAAAUUGAAUGAUUUGUACGCACGUCUCUCGAUUCUUAAGAGUCGUAGUGAGGACAUGUCUGCUUACAUGGAGUCUUCCAUACAGUCGAUCAAUGGCGGUUUGGCCAACUUUGCUGGAGCAGAGCAGGAUGUAUCUGCGGAGGUAGCAGCAGGCAAUGAACACAUAAUGAGCCAAUUGACCAAGCUUCUCUACAAGCAACAAGUUGGGUUGAGUUACCUUAACGAAGUGGUGCAGAAGGACUUGGAUAAAGUCCGCGGCGAACUAUGA
Molecule: messenger RNA, 1686 nt
Organism: Australozyma saopauloensis
Lineage: Eukaryota; Fungi; Ascomycota; Pichiomycetes; Serinales; Metschnikowiaceae
Product: FG-nucleoporin
Exons: 1
Coding region: 1-1686 (561 amino acids)
Biological process (GO): protein localization to nuclear inner membrane; nuclear pore organization; NLS-bearing protein import into nucleus
Cellular component (GO): nuclear pore; nuclear pore central transport channel
Molecular function (GO): structural constituent of nuclear pore
Source: RefSeq, a predicted model, not a curated record